Penicillium chermesinum is the source of this 1626-nucleotide messenger RNA. It is a transcript of the gene sti1, whose product is annotated as Hsp90 cochaperone STI1. The transcript has 6 exons. NCBI's taxonomy places the organism in Eukaryota, Fungi, Ascomycota, Eurotiomycetes, Eurotiales, Aspergillaceae. Bases 1 to 1626 code for a protein of 541 amino acids. The record is from RefSeq and is a predicted model, not a curated record. Gene Ontology annotation, molecular function: Hsp90 protein binding.
AUGGCGGACGCUUUGAAAGCCGAAGGUAAUAAGGCCUUCUCGGCCAAGGACUACCCGACUGCUAUUGCGAAGUUCACUGAAGCCAUCGCGAUCGAGCCCGAGAACCAAGUCCUCUUCUCCAACCGCUCUGCUGUAUACGCCGCUCAGAACGAAUUCCAGAAGGCUCUUGAGGAUGCCGACAAGGCCAUCAGCAUUAAGCCUGACUGGUCCAAAGGCUACCUUCUGGCUGCCCACGAUGCCUACGAGGAAGCAUUGAAGCUCGAGCCCGAGAACGCUCAGGCCAAGUCUGGCCUCGCUGCCGUUCAGCGUGCAAUCAACGCCGAGGCCACCGCUGACGGUGCUUCAGGUGAUCCUUUGGGUGGCUUGGGUAGCAUGUUCAACGACCCCGGCAUGAUCCAGAAGCUUGCUAGCAACCCCAAGACUUCCGCUCUCUUGGCUGACCCAGAGUUCAUGGCGAAGCUGCAAAAGAUCCGACAGAACCCUAACAGCGUUGGCGAGGAGAUCCGUGAUCCCCGUUUCUUGCAGGUCAUGAGUGUCUUGCUUGGAAUUGACAUGAACUUCGGUGGUGAGGGUGCCCCAGGCCAGGAUCAGCCCACCCCCGAACCCGAGCCCGAGGACGAGGAAACUAUUGCGAAAAAGAAAGCUAAAGAGGCCGGCGAUGCCGAGAAGCUCAUUGGGACCGAUUUCUACAAGCAGAGGAAAUUCGACGAGGCCAUUGAGCACUACGAGAAGGCUUGGGAGUUGAACAAGGACAUUACCUAUCUCAACAACAUCGGUGCUGCCAAGUUCGAAAAGGGUGACUACCAGGGUGCCAUUGAGAUCUGCCAGAAGGCCGUUGAGGAAGGACGUGAACUCCGCGCCGACUUCAAGACCAUCGCCAAGUCUUUCACCCGUAUCGGAAGCGCAUAUGAGAAGCUUGGCGACCUUGCCCAGGCUAUCGAGUACUAUAACAAGUCUCUUAUGGAACACCGGACCCCCGACGCCCUCACCAAGCUGCGUAACGCCGAGAAGGCCAAGGCCACCGCUGAAAGGAAUGCCUACCUGAGCCCUGAGGAAGCCGAGAAGGCCCGUGAGCUUGGUCAACAGAAGUUCCAGGAGGGUGACUGGCCUGCGGCUGUGGAAGCUUUCAGCGAGAUGAUCAAGCGUGCCCCAGAAGACCCCCGUGGCUACUCCAAUCGUGCCGCUGCUCUGAUCAAGCUGAUGGCUUUCCCCCAGGCUGUGCAGGAUUGCGACCAAGCCAUCGCCCUGGACCCUAAGUUCAUCCGCGCUUACAUGCGCAAGGGACAGACUCUGCUUAUCAUGAAGGAAUACAACCGUGCUCUGGACACUUUCACCGAGGCUGCCGAGCAUGAUGACGGUACCCAUGCUCGCGAGAUCGAGCAGCAGCAGCAGAAGUGUCUCGAUGCGCAGUUCAGUGCUCGCGCUGGUGAGACGGAGCAGCAGACUGCUGAGCGUAUCCAAAAUGACCCAGAGAUCAUGUCCAUUCUCCAAGACCCCGUCAUGCAGAGUAUCCUCCAACAGGCCAAGAGUGAUCCUGGUGCUCUUCAGGAGCACAUGCGCAACCCGCAAGUGCGCAUCAAGAUCCAGAAGCUCAUGGCUGCUGGUGUGAUUCGUUUGGGCCGGUAA